Molecule: messenger RNA, 1080 nt
Organism: Mesocestoides corti
Lineage: Eukaryota; Metazoa; Platyhelminthes; Cestoda; Cyclophyllidea; Mesocestoididae
Source: the annotation of a GenBank genome assembly
AUGGAGGAAUUGAAGCAAAUGGUGGAAAAAUUCGAAGGUGAAUUCGAUGCCUUUGAAAAACGCUACGACCAAUACAUCGAGCUCUCUGAAAAGAUUAAGGCCGAUCAAAAUGCUUGCAAACGCGAUAUCAAGCACUAUAGAAUGUAUAUGAAAAUGUUAAAGUCUAAGGUGGCUAGACUUGAAUCCACUCCUAACAUCCACGAUCAAGUUGAAUUAUCUGUAAUCAAAAACAGCUUUGAGGACAAGGCCCACAUUUUGCGCGACAUGGAGGACUGUCUUCCUAAACAAAACGGACUCUAUCUGAGGAUUAUCCUCGGCCCAGUGGAUGUUUCGUUCACAAGCAAGCAGGACAAGUUUGAUUACAAAAACAACUACGAAAAUUUCAAAAUCACAGUUUCCGCCAUAAUCAGUAUAUAUGCCCUUUUUCUGUAUUUCUUCAAUCAAUACGGGUUACUGGAUUCGCUGUUUCAUUUGCUAAUUGUUUGGUACUACUGCACUUUGACAAUCCGGGAGCAAAUCCUAAUACAAAAUGGAUCUCGAAUUAAGGGCUGGUGGGCUACUUACCACUUCAUCCUCACUGCUGAAGCAGCUGUCAUUCUUAUCUGGCCAACGUCGCAAUCAUAUUCGCUGUUCCGCGACCAAUUCAUGCUCUAUUCCUUCUACAUAUUUAUUGUUCAGUGUAUACAGUAUUAUUAUCAAAUGGGGUGUCUCUACAAACUAAGGGCUCUCGGCCAAAGACCCUCCAUGGAUAUAACCGUUGACGGUUAUAUGUCGUGGAUGUCGAGUCGCCUAUCGUUUGUACUCGUCUUUUUGUUCGGAGCAUACGCCUUUCAGGCCCACAAUGCUUACAUUCUCUACCACAUCUCUCAGGCUCCCCAUUGCCAGGAGUGGCAGCCCUCAGUCGUCGGGCUUAUUUAUGCUUUUGGCGCUGUUGGCAAUCUCGUUACUACCCUUAUGGUUGUGAAACAGAAACUGGCACUUCUCAAUCCGCGAAAACGCAGUUACCUACGCAAAAAGUACAGCACCACCUUCCACUUGCAGGACGUUGACGUUGUGACCGAUUCGCAGAAGAUGGAAUAG